Lobosporangium transversale is the source of this 3291-nucleotide messenger RNA. RefSeq lists its product as hypothetical. Bases 82 to 3225 code for a protein of 1047 amino acids. The record is from RefSeq and is a predicted model, not a curated record. Lineage: Eukaryota; Fungi; Mortierellomycota; Mortierellomycetes; Mortierellales; Mortierellaceae. The transcript has 6 exons. Gene Ontology annotation, cellular component: endomembrane system; membrane. Gene Ontology annotation, biological process: intracellular calcium ion homeostasis; calcium ion transmembrane transport. Gene Ontology annotation, molecular function: calcium:proton antiporter activity.
UACGAUUCUACCCAUACAUCUUUGAUAAACUACCUAUUUUAUACGUAAAUACCAGGGCGUUCAUUUGUAAAGGCGGAGACCAUGUCGCAUUCUAGGGCCAAUAACCAGAGUGCAGAUCUAGAGCAUCUUGAACUGAGUGAGGAUGUUGUUGCUAACUCACCUGAUGAUACUCGCCCCGGAUUACAUCCAGCAUCAUUGCAGAAUGACCCCAGGCGUGUCUCUAUUAACUCAUUUGAUUCGACAGCCUCCAAUUCUACAGUCAAGUAUCACCCACCCCCUUCAGAACAUUCCUCAUCACAAGGACGACCAACGUCCCACCGUCACGCUUCAACAGGAUCAGCGAACUCCGCAGCUCAAAACUCACGGCGUCCAAAGUCAUCGCCCGUUUAUAGACAUUCCACAGCAGGAGCGCCUCCUUCAUCACUGUCAAGCCAACGACGCCGACGAUCACAUACUGGAAGGCCUGCCUCAACUCGGUCUUCAAUCAGACAUCGUGACAUUGAGGAAGAAGACGAAAGUGGUGAUGGCGACUCGGACAACCGUUAUGAGCAGCGUCCCAGUUAUCUAAAGCGAGGCAGCUCAAGACGAUCUGUGCGGCUUCAUCCAGAGGAUGAGUAUGAUGCGCGGGUCCAUGAGAGUCAUGAUCCGUCAUUCACAGGCCAUUCUGGUGAAGAGCGUGACGAAGACGAAGAGGAGAGUGAUGUUGAGCCCUUAACACUGAAAGACCGACAAGAGACCAUCAAUCAAACACAUCCAUUCGGAUUGCCUCUCUGGAAACCAGCACUUUACAAGAAGACACGCUCUGUUCAACAAAAAGCUGAUUCCGCUUUGCACUCCCAACCAUCCGCCGAUCUUUAUCUGUCUGUAGGCAAUAUUCUCUGGACUCUUGUCUUCGGCUGGUGGCUAUCACUAAUCUGCUUCUUGGUCGCUAUUGUAUUGUUCCUGAUCCCCUUCGGUGGAAGUGCAUAUGGAAGCGUGGUCAUUGGCCUUAGCUAUUAUCUUCUCUGGCCAUUUGGAAAGUAUGUUGAACGAGAAUUGUAUCCCGACGAAAUAAGAGCUGAUGGGAUUCAUUACCAGACGCCCUCGACAGCAAGCGGUUAUGGACACGCUGGAUAUAACAGUAGUAAUGGACAUAGCAAUGGCUACAGCCAGGGCUAUUAUGGAAACAGCAACAGUAACCGCAACAGUCAUUUCAGCCAUCAAUCACCAUCUGGGGAGUCGCGACCACUUCUUUCAAGGGGCGCCUCAACAAUGGACCGUGAGCGCUUCCGCUCUCGGGAAUCAUGGGCCAAAACCAUCAAGAAUCUCCCGCGAAAUACAUGCCGCCUCGGUCUUGGCGGAAUUGUCUAUUAUGCUUUUUACUACCUUUUGAUCGGGCCUCUCCAUCUAUUUGUCUCGUGCCUAUGCUGGUUUAUGGUAGUCUCGAUUCCCAUGGGAAAAUUGACUUAUGUGCUCGCAUCUCACCUUCACAGAGACCCGCUUCGACUUCACUUUAAGCGUGGUAGCUCACUCGCCUUCUCAUCUCAGCGUUCCGAGAUCCUUCUCUGCACUUAUGACGCCAUCGGACUGCAGUACUACAAGUACACAUAUGAUGGCACCAAUAUCAUCUUUAUUAACUUGAUGCCUAUCGUGUUCUUCACAAUCCUGGAUGAAUAUGUCCUCACACACGUCCUUGGGCAUGAUAAUGUCCUCACUUCGCCAGCCGUGAUUUUCUCGUUGGGUUUAUCCUCUGUGAUCCCAUUGUCGUACUUCAUUGGCAUGGCUGUCUCAUCCAUCUCGGCACAGUCGUCUCUGGGAAUGGGCGCUGUGAUCAAUGCAACUUUUGGCUCCAUUAUCGAAAUCAUUCUCUACUCAGUCGCAUUGACACAAGGCAAGGGCUUGAUCACUGAGGGUGCCUUGAUCGGAAGCUUCCUUGCAGGUCUUUUACUCAUGCCUGGUGUCAGUAUGAUGAGCGGCGCAGUAAAGAAAAAAGAGCAAAAAUUUAAUGCCAAGAGCGCAGGUGUCACCGCUACGAUGUUGAUUAUGUCACUCAUUGGAGUCUUGACUCCAACACUUUUCUACAACAUCUAUGGACGUUUUGACCUGCGUUGUGUACCAUGCCCAGAGACAGAGCUGUUGACCAAUGGUGCGACCUGUCAACGUUGCUAUCACUACCAGCCCAACCCAACCAAUGACGCAUUUUUCCAAAAGAAUGUCAAACCGCUGAUGUACUUUUGCUGUAUUGUCCUUCCUUCUGCAUACCUAAUUGGUAUCUGGUUCUCACUUCGAACACAUGUUAAACAGAUCUGGCAUGAGCCUCAACCACGCUCUGUGAGAGACUCUUCCAUCUACAAAAAACUUUUACCUAUGCAUAUCCUGCAACAACUCCUUCACUAUGGCGCGGGCGCACCACACCCUGCCAAUAAUACUGAUAGACCCCGCUCUGCUGCAGCUGCUGCAGACGAUGCUGCAGAGUUGGGUCGAUUCACAUCAGUAGAUUCUGCACACUCGACAGCCAAUUAUCACUCCACAUCACUUCAUGGUGGUUUAGGCGAAAGACGGCCACCUCAUUCAACUUCCGAAACACAUCUCAAUGGAGAAGAUGCACCUAUCCAUCCUGCAGCACAGGGACUACUCUCUUCGCUGAACGUAGACCAUGAUGGUCUCAAGAGUGAUCAUGGGGACGACGAUGAGGACGAUGAAGGUGCCCAUGGUGGUCAUGACUCUCCCAACUGGUCCAAGGCCAAGAGCGCCACAGUUCUCCUUGGAUGCACAGUUCUUUAUUCAAUCAUUGCUGAAAUCCUUGUGGAUAGUGUGGAUGCUGUAUCGUCCAUUGACGAGAAGCUAUUGGGAUUGACGCUGUUCGCGCUCGUACCAAACGUCACUGAGUUCAUGAACGCCAUCUCAUUCGCCAUGUAUGGCAAUAUUGCACUUUCGAUGGAGAUUGGAUCGGCUUAUGCGCUUCAAGUGUGUCUGAUUCAAAUCCCAGCCAUGGUGGCAGUGUCUGCAUGGUUGAGUCACGGGAAGAGUCUCGCUUGGAAUUAUGUGUUCAACUUGAUUUUUGAACGUUGGGAUGUGUUCUCGAUGUUGUUCUCUGUGUUCUUGUUGACAUACACAUAUAUUGAAGGAAAGAGUAACUAUUUCAAGGGCAGUAUUUUGAUCUUGAGUUACUGUGUACUCAUGGCUGGCUUUUUCUAUGCACCUCCAUCUCCAGGCAUGGGUGAGGUGGACUUUAGAAAUAUUUAGAGCCGUUGUAAAUAAUGGAUGAAUCCUUCAAGUAUAUACAAUAAAGAAAGUCUAUUAUUAUUAGAG